CGCCGAGCGGCGUCCACUUCGUGCGCUCCGCCGCCGGGACAGGACCGGACCCUGCGUGCCAGGGAGCAGCCACCGCCGCCAGGAAUCCGGGAGCGGGCUCGGGGCUGGGGAGUACCGGGACCCUGCCGGUCAUGGCUGUACCGGGGAGCUGAGAGCCACUGACCCGCAGGCUGGGAAGUUGAUACCGAAGGUCAGCAAGUGAAGAGAGGAAUUCCUGGGGCGGUUCCAGCCAGGACCAAAGUCCCAACAAGAUGGAGAAGGAAGAGGAGGAAACCCGAGAGAUCCUGCUCCCCAACUGGAAAGGAAGCGGCUCUCACGGAAUCACCAUUGACCAGACGGAAGAUGGGGUCUUCGUGAAGCAGGUGGUGCAGACUUCCCCUGCUGCCAGAACUGUGAAGGAAGGGGAUCAGAUUGUGAGCGCCACCAUCUAUUUCGACAACCUGCAGUCCGGAGAGGUCACGCAGCUGCUGAACAGCAUGGGCCACCACACGGUGGGGCUGCGGCUGCAGCGAAAGGGGGACAAGUCUCCAUUGCCGGGACAGUCAUGGUCACAUGAUGUGUUCUCACCCAGGAGCCCAGAAGUUGUUCUGAGUGGGGAUGAUGAAGAGUACAGGAGAAUAUACACAACGAAAAUUAAACCACGUCUGAAGUCGGAAGAUGCAGCAGAAGCUGAACACACAGAAAGCCGAACCAUUACCGUCACCAAAAAGGUCACAGCUUAUACCGUAGAUGUCACUGGACACGAAGGAGCAAGAGAGAUUGACAUCAGCAGCCCAGAAUUUAAAGUUAAGAUUCCAAGCCAUCAAGUCACCCAUAUAACAACAACAGAAAUUGAAAAAGAACCUGGGAAAACCGUGAUCAAAAUACCACAGGUGGAUUUGUCUGGGAAAACAGACUUCAGUAUGGGCAUCAGAGGUAGACCUAGUGGCAUCUCAUAUUCUGGACCAACAGUUGAAUCAUCCACCAAAAGGUUGGACUUUGGUGCCCCUGACGUGCACAUGAGAGAGCCCAAGGUGGGCACUGAGAUAAAUGUCUCAGGACCUCAAGUCACAGGCAUUCACCCGAGAACCCAGACAGACUUUAAGCCAGCAGAAAUUCAAGUUCCAGGUGUGGACGUUGUCAAAUCGGUUAAUGUUUCUGGCACUAGAGUCACAAGCCCAGAGGGCAGCUUGCCCAGAAUCGAUGCAAAUGGACAGAGGGGAAACCUGGAUGCAAAUAUUCACAUUACUGGCCCUAAACUAAAUGGAAAAAUGGGUGUUUCAGGCAUAGAGGUUAAAACUGAAGUUCCAGGAGGCAAACAGCCGCAAUUUGAUAUUUCAGGCUCCAAGAUAAGAAGCGGUAUGGAAGGUCCCAAAGUUGAUGUAUCAUUUUCAAAAAUCAAGGGUCCUUCAGUUGAUAUUUCUGGCCCUAAGAUUCAAGGUGAUAUCAAAGCUCCAAGGGUGGACAUUCCUCUUUCGAGCAUUGAAUCUGAUAUGCAGGACAUUAAAGCUCCAGAAAUUAACAUUGAAAGCCCAGGAAAAAUAAAAAUGCCUGUAAUGAAGAUGCCUAAAUUUGGCUUCUCACCUUCAGCUUCUGAUACUGAUGUUCGAGCACCACAGGCAGGUGUAGACAUUUCUGUGCCAAAGAUACAGGCUCCUCACCUGGAUAUCACAGCUCCAUCUGUUCAUAUGGAAGGUCCAAAGGAAAAACUGAAAUUUACAGUGCCUUCAGUGGAAGGUGCUAAAGUUGCAAAGCCACAUAUGGAUGUGGCUCUCAAAGGACCUCAGUUGAAGGGAGUGGUGGAAGUGUCCUCUCCAACACUAGAAGGUCCCAAAGUUGGUGUCAAGGGUCCCAAGAUUGAUCUUGUGGCUCCUGAUGUUGAUAUUCAAAGUGGUGAAGGAAAAAUAAAAUUGCCCUCAAUGAAAUUUCCUAAAUUUACUGCAUCAGGUUUCAAAGGGGAAGGCCCUGGUGUGGGUGUGACGCUUCCUAAGGGGGAGAUUGCUAUUGCAGGCCCCAAGGUAGACAUCAGCACACCAGAUAUAGACACUGGAGGAGAAUGGAAAGUCCCCAAAUUUAGGAAGCCUGAAUUAAUUAGUCAGACACCAAAAAUCUCUAUGUCAGAUGUGGACCUGAGUCUGAAAGGCCCUAGCCUGAAGGGAGAUGUGGGUAUUUCAGGGCCAAGGAUCGAAGGGGAUCUGAAAGGAUCCACUGUGGACAUUAAAGGCCCCAAACUAGACAUUGAAGCACCUGGCAUUGACCUUGAGAGUCCUGAAGGUCAGUUGAAAGGGCCAAAGUUCUCAAUGCCUUCUUGGAAAAUGUCACCAUCAAAAGUAUCCAUGCCAGAUGUGGAUGUGAAUCUGAAAGGGCCUAAACUGAAGGGAGACAUGGAUGUUUCUGUCCCACAAAUAGGAGGUGACUUGAAGGGACCUCAGAUUGACAUAAAAGGCCCCAAGCUAGAUAUAGAUGCUCCUGACAUUGACAUCAAAGAGCCAGAAGGACACCUGAAAGGUCCUAAAUUUAAGAUGCCUGAAAUGCAUAUCAAGACCCCUAAAAUCUCCAUGCCAGACAUCGACUUGAAUCUGAAGGGUCCUAGGCUGAAGGGAGAUGUGGAUGUUUCAGUGCCAAAGCUGGAAGGGGAGUUGAAAGCUCCUGGAAUUGACAUUAAAGGCCCCAAAGUGGACAUUGAUGCACCAGAUGUGGAUAUUCACAGCCCAGAUGGUAAACUGAAAAUGCCUAAACUGAAAAUGCCAAAAUUCAGCAUGCCUGGGCUGAAAGGGGAGGGACCAGACGUGGAUGUAACACUUCCGAAGGGGGAGAUGGAUAUUUCCAGUCCGAAGGUACAAAUUGGUACUCCAGGUUUGGACGUUGAAGGACCCAAGGGAGAACUAAAAGGUCCCAAAUUUAAGAUGCCUGAAAUGCACAUCAAGACACCAAAAAUCUCCAUGCCAGAUGUCGACAUGAAUCUAAAAGCCCCCAAGCUGAAGGGAGAUGUUGGUAUUUCAGGGCCAAGGAUCGAAGGGGAUCUGAAAGGAUCCACUGUGAACAUUAAAAGCCCCAAACUAGACAUUGAAGCUCCUGGCAUUGACCUUGAAAGUCCUGAAGGUCAGUUGAAAGGGCCCAAGUUCUCAAUGCCUUCUUGGAAAAUGUCACCAUCAAAAGUAUCCAUGCCAGAUGUGGAUGUGAAUCUGAAAGGGCCUAAACUGAAGGGAGACAUGGAUGUUUCUGUCCCACAAAUAGGAGGUGACUUGAAGGGACCUCGGAUUGACAUAAAAGGCCCCAAGCUAGAUAUAGAUGCUCCUGACAUUGACAUCAAAGGGCCAGAAGGACACCUGAAAGGUCCCAAAUUUAAGAUGCCUGAAAUGCACAUCAAGACCCCUAAAAUCUCCAUGCCAGACAUCGACUUGAAUCUGAAGGGUCCUAGGCUGAAAGGAGAUGUGGAUGUGUCAGUGCCAAAGCUGGAAGGGGAGUUGAAAGCUCCUGGAAUUGACAUUAAAGGCCCCAAAGUGGACAUUGAUGCACCAGAUGUGGAUAUUCAUGGCCCAGAUGGUAAACUGAAAAUGCCUAAACUGAAAAUGCCAAAAUUCAGCAUGCCUGGGCUGAAAGGGGAGGGACCAGACGUGGAUGUAACACUUCCAAAGGGGGAGGUGGAUAUUUCCGGUCCGAAGGUACAAAUUGAUGCUCCAGGUUUGGACAUUGAAGGACCCAAGGGAGAACUAAAAGGUCCCAAAUUUAAGAUGCCUGAAAUGCACAUCAAGACACCAAAAAUCUCCAUGCCAGACAUCGACUUGAAUCUGAAGGGUCCUAAACUGAAGGGAGAUGUGGAUGUUUCUGUUCCAAAUAUACAAGGUGAUUUGAAAGGUCCAGAAUUUGAUCUUAAAGGCCCCAAAGUUGACAUUGACGCACCAGAUGUGGAUCUUCAUGGCCCAGAAGGUAAAUUCAAAAUGCCUAAAUUCAAAAUGCCCAAGUUUGGAAUGCCUGGGUUCAAAGGGGAGGGACCAGACGUGGAUGUAAGCCUUCCGAAAGGGGAGAUUGAUCUCUCAGGUCCCAAAGUAGACAUUGAUGCUCCAGAUUUGGAUUUUGAAGGGCCAGAAGGAAAACUGAAAGGUCCCAAAUUUAAGAUGCCUGAAAUGCACAUCAAGGCACCCAAAAUCUCCAUGCCAGAUGUUGAUUUACACUUGAAAGGCCCUAAACUGAAGGGAGAUGUGGAUGUUGCUGUUCCGAAGCUGGAAGGGGAAUUGAAAGGUCCUGAAUUUGAUCUUAAAGGCCCCAAAGUGGAUAUUGAUGCACCAGAUGUGGAUAUUCACGGCCCAGAGGGUAAACUCAAAAUGCCUAAACUGAAAAUGCCUAAAUUUGGUGUACCUGGGUUGAAAGGGGAGGGACCAGAUGUCGAUAUAGCACUUCCAAAGGGAGAGGUGGAUAUUUCUGGUCCCAAGAUAGACAUAGAUGCUCCAGGUUUGAACAUUAAAGGGCCUGAAGGAGAGCUGAAAGGUCCCAAAUUUAAGAUGCCUGAAAUGCACAUCAAGACACCAAAAAUCUCCAUGCCAGACAUCGACUUGAAUCUGAAAGGCCCUAAGCUGAAGGGAGAUGUGGAUGUUUCUGUUCCAAAGCUGGAAGGGGAAUUGAAAGCUCCUGGAAUUGACAUUAAAGGCCCCAAAGUGGAUAUUGAUGCACCAAAUGUGGAUAUUCACGGCCCAGACGGUAAACUGAAAAUGCCUAAACUGAAAAUGCCUAAAUUUGGUGUACCUGGGCUGAAAGGGGAGGGACCAGACAUGGAUAUAACAUUUCCAAAAGGCGAUGUGGGUAUUUCCGGUCCCAAAGUGGACACUGAUAUCCCAAGUUUAGACAUUGAAGGGCCAGAAGGUAAAGUGAAAGGUCCAAAGUUUAAACUGCCUGAGCUAAAUAUUCAGACACCCAAAGUCUCCAUGCCAGAUGUGGACCUAGGUUUGAAGGCACCUAAACUGAAAGGAGAUGUGGAUAUCUCUGUUCCAAAGAUGGAAGGUGAUUUGAAAGGACCCAGCAUUGACGUUAAGGGGCCCCAAAUUGAUAUUGAAGGUUCCCAAAUGGAUAUUGAUGUGCCUGAUAUGGACUUGGAAUGUCCAGAAGGCCAACUGAAAGGCCCCAAAUUUAGGAUGCCUAAAAUGAAUAUCAAGGCCCCUAAAAUCUCCAUGCCAGAUGUUGAUCUGAAUCUAAAGGCACCUAAACUGAAAGGAGAGAUGGAUGUUUCUGUUCCAAAGAUGGGAGGUGAUUUUAAAGGACCCAGCAUUGACAUUAAAGGUCCCAAAGUUGACACUGAUGUUGACCUUGAAUGUCCAGAAGCCAAAUUGAAAAUGCCAAAAAUGAAAUUUCCAAAGUUCGGCAUGCCUGGAUUCAAAGGAGAGGGCCCUGACAUGGAUGUGAAACUCCCUAAGGGACAGGUGGACAUUUGUGGUCCCAAAGUGGAUAUUGAUGCUCCAGGUUUGGACAUUGAGGGACCGGAAGGAAAAAUAAAAGGUCCCAAAUUUAAGAUGCCUGAAAUGCACAUCAAGACCCCUAAAAUCUCCAUGCCAGACAUUGACCUAAAUUUGAAAGGUCCCAAACUAAAAGGAGAUGUGGAUGUUUCUAUUCCAAAGCUAGAAGGUGAUUUGAAAGGUCCUGAUGUUGACAUCAAUGCCCCCUCAAUAGAUAUUAAUGCACCAGAUAUUGAGCUGCAGGGUUCAGGUGGAAAACUGAAAAUGCCCAAAAUGAAGAUGCCUCAAUUUAAUGUGUCAGGCCCUAAACUUGAAGGACCUGAUAUAGAUGUAAAUGUGCCAAAGGGAGAGGUUGAUAUUUCAGCUCCCAAGGUAGAUAUAGAGGCUCCAGAGCUGGACAUUGAAGGCCCAGAAGGCAAAUGGAAAGGACCUAAAUUUAAAAUGCCUAAACUGAAUAUUAAAGCACCUAAAAUCUCCAUGCCGGAUGUGGACCUGAAUCUCAAGGCACCGAAAAUGAAGGGGGAGAUGGAUGUUACUGUUCCAAAGAUAGAAGGUGAUUUGACAGGACCUGAAAUUGAUAUUAAAGGGCCAAAAUUAAACAUUGAGGCACCUGAUGUGGAUCUUGAGUGUCCUGAAGGAAAACUGAAAGGGCCCAAAUUCUCAAUGCCUUCUUGGAAAAUGUCACCAUCAAAAAUAUCCAUGCCAGAUGUGGAUUUAAAUUUGAAAGGGCCCAAACUGAAGGGAGACUUGGAUGUUUCUGUUCCAAAGCUAGAAGGUGACUUGAAGGGACCUGAGAUUGACAUGAAAGCCCCGAAACUGGACAUUGAUGCACCUGACAUAGGCAUUGACGGGCCAGAAGGAAAAAUGAAAGGUCCCAAAUUUAAAAUGCCUGAAAUGCACAUCAAGGCCCCAAAAAUCUCUGUUCCUGAUGUAGACCUGAAUUUAAAAGCCCCUAAAAUAAAAGGGGAAGUUGAUAUCUCAGCUCCUAAACUUGAAGGAAAUUUGAAAGGUCCUGAUUUUGACUUCAAAGGCCCCAAGGUUGAUAUUGAUGCACCAGAUGUGGAUAUUCAUGGCCCAGAUAGUAAAUUCAGAAUGCCCAAAUUCAAAAUGCCCAAAUUCAGCAUGCCUGGGUUCAAAGGAGAGGGACCAGAGGUGGAUGUGAAGCUUCCAAAAGGGGAGAUGGAUAUUUCCGGUCCCAAGAUAGACAUUGAUGCUCCAGAGUUGGAUAUUGAAGGUCCUGAAGGAAGGCUGAAAGGUCCUAAAUUUAAGAUGCCUGAAAUGCACAUCAAAGCGCCUAAAAUCUCCAUGCCAGACAUUGAUUUGAAUGUGAAAGGCCCUAAAUUGAAGGGGGAUGUAGAUGUUUCUGUUCCAAAGCUAGAAGGUGACUUGGAGGGGCCUGAAUUUCAUCUCCAAGGCCCCAAAGUUGACAUUGAUGCACCAGAUGUGGAUAUUCAUGGCCCAGAGGGUAAACUCAAAAUGCCUAAAUUCAAAAUGCCCAAAUUUGGCAUACCUGGUUUCAAAGGGGAAGGCCCUGAUGUGGAUGUAAAACUUCCGAAGGGGGAUGUGGAUAUUUCUGGGCCCAAGGUAGACAUAGAUGCCCCAGAUUUGAACAUUGAAGGUCCAGAGGGAAAGCUGAAAGGUCCCAAAUUUAAGAUGCCUGAAAUGCAUGUCAAGGCACCUAAAAUCUCCAUGCCAGAUUUUGAUUUGAAUCUGAAAGGACCUAAAAUGAGGGGGGAUGUGGAUGUUUCUGUACCAAAGAUAGAAGGGGAUUUUAAAGGGCCUGAGUUUGAUAUCAAAGGUCCCAAAGUGGACAUUGAUACUCCAGAUCUUGAUAUUGAAGGUCCUGAAGGAAAAUGGAAGAGCCCCAAAUUUAAGAUGCCUGACAUGCAUUUUAAAGCACCUAAAAUCUCCAUGCCUGACGUCGACUUUAAUUUGAAAGGCCCUAAAGUGAAGGGGGAUGUGGAUGUUUCUGUACCAAAGCUAGAAGGGGAUUUGAAAGGGCCUGAGGUUGAUAUCAGAGGCCCUAAACUGGAUGUUGAUGUUCCUGAGGUUGACCUGCAGGGACCAGAGGGAAGAUGGAAAGGUCCCAAAUUUAAGAUGCCUGAGAUGCACAUCAAGGCACCUAAAAUCUCCAUGCCAGACAUUGACUUGAACCUGAAAGGUCCUAAAGUGAAGGGAGAUGUGGAUGUUGCUGUUCCAAAGAUUGAGGGUGAUUUGAAAGGUCCCGAAUUUGAUCUUAAAGGCCCCAAAGUUGACAUUGAGGCACCAGACAUGGAUCUUCAUGGCCCAGAAGGUAAAUUUAAAAUGCCUAAAUUCAAAAUGCCCAAGUUUGGAAUGCCUGGGUUCAAAGGGGAGGGACCAGAUGUGGAUGUAAGCCUUCCAAAAGGGGAGAUUGAUCUCUCAGGUCCAAAAGUAGACAUUGAUGCUCCAGAUUUGGAUAUUGAAGGACCAGAAGGAAAACUGAAAGGUCCCAGAUUUAAGAUGCCUGAAAUGCACAUCAAGGCACCUAAAAUCUCCAUGCCAGAUGUUGAUUUGAAUUUGAAAGGCCCUAAAGUGAAGGGAGAUGUGGAUAUGUCUGUUCCAAAGAUUGAGGGUGAUUUGAAAGGUCCUGAGUUUGAUAUAAAAGGCCCCAAAGUUGACAUUGCUGCACCAGAUGUGGAUAUUCAUGGCCCAGAGGGUAAAUUUAAAAUGCCUAAAUUCAAAAUGCCCAAAUUCAGCAUGCCUGGGUUCAAAGGAGAGGGACCAGAGGUGGAUGUGAAGCUUCCAAAAGGGGAGCUGGAUAUUUCUGGUCCCAAGAUAGACAUUGAUGCUCCGGAGUUGGAUAUUGAAGGUCCUGAAGGAAGGCUGAAAGGACCUAAAUUUAAAAUGCCUGAAAUGCAAAUCAAAGCACCAAAAAUCUCCAUGCCGGACAUUGACUUAAACUUAAAAGGUCCCAAAAUGAAAGGAGAUGUUGAUGUUUCCCUUCCAAAACUAGAAGGUGACUUGAAGGGUCCUGAAUUUCAUCUCCAAGGCCCCAAAGUUGACAUUGAUGCACCAGAUGUGGAUAUUCAUGGCCCAGAGGGUAAACUCAAAAUGCCUAAAUUCAAAAUGCCCAAGUUUGGAAUGCCUGGAUUCAAAGGGGAGGGACCAGAUGUGGAUGUAAGCCUUCCGAAAGGGGAGAUUGAUCUCUCAGGUCCAAAAGUAGACAUUGAUACUCCUGAUUUGGAAAUUGAAGGUCCAGAUGGGAAAUGGAAAGGUCCUAAAUUUAAGAUGCCUGAAAUGCACAUCAAGGCACCUAAAAUUUCCAUGCCAGAUGUUGAUUUACACUUGAAAAGCCCUAAAGUGAAAGGAGAUGUGGAUGUGUCAGUUCCAAAGAUUGAGGGUGAUUUGAAGGGGCCUGAAUUUGAUAUCAAAGGCCCCAAAGUUGAUAUUGAUGCACCAGACAUGGAUCUUCAUGGCCCAGAAGGUAAACUCAAAAUGCCUAAAUUCAAAAUGCCCAAAUUUGGCAUGCCUGGGUUCAAAGGAGAGGGCCCUGAUGUGGAUAUAAAACUUCCUAAGGGAGAGGUGGAUAUUUCUGGGCCCAAGGUAGACAUAGAUGCUCCAGAUUUGAACAUUGAAGGUCCAGAGGGAAAGCUGAAAGGUCCCAAAUUUAAGAUGCCUGAAAUGCACGUCAAGGCACCUAAAAUCUCCAUGCCAGAUUUUGAUUUGAACCUGAAAGGACCUAAAGUGAAGGGGGAUGUGGAUGUUUCUGUACCAAAGCUAGAAGGGGAUUUGAAAGGGCCUGAGGUUGAUAUCAAAGGUCCCAAAGUGGACAUAGAUGCCCCUGAUGUGGAGAUUGAAGGUCCAGAUGGUAAAUUCAAAAUGCCUAAGUUCAAAAUGCCCAAGUUUGGAAUGCCUGGGCUCAAAGGGGAGGGACCAGACGUGGAUGUAAGCCUUCCGAAAGGGGAGAUUGAUCUCUCAGGUCCAAAAGUAGACAUUGAUGCUCCUGAUUUGGAUUUUGAAGGGCCAGAAGGAAAACUGAAAGGUCCCAAAUUUAAGAUGCCUGAAAUGCACAUCAAGGCACCCAAAAUCUCCAUGCCAGAUGUUGAUUUACACUUAAAAGGUCCUAAACUGAAGGGAGAUGUGGAUGUGUCUGUUCCAAAGAUUGAGGGUGAUUUGAAGGGGCCUGAGUUUGACAUCAAAGGCCCUAAAAUUGACCUUGAUGCACCAGAUGUGGAUCUUCAUGGCCCAGAGGGUAAACUCAAAAUGCCUAAGUUCAAAAUGCCCAAGUUUGGAAUGCCUGGGUUCAAAGGGGAGGGACCAGAUGUGGAUGUAAGCCUUCCGAAAGGGGAGAUCGAUCUCUCGGGUCCAAAAGUAGACAUUGAUGCUCCUGAUUUGGAAAUUGAGGGGCCAGAAGGAAAAUGGAAAGGUCCUAAAUUUAAGAAGCCUGAAAUGCAUUUUAACGUUCCUAAAAUAUCCAUGCCAGAUAUCGAUUUAAAUUUGAAAGGUCCUAAACUGAAGGGAGAUGUGGAUGUUUCUCUUCCCAAAGUAGGGGGUGAUUUGAAAGGUCCCAAAGUUGAAGUCAAAGGACCAGAUAUUGAUCUUGAGGCUCCAAAACUUGAUAUAGAAGGAAAGACAAAAAAAUCGAGAUUUAAACUUCCUAAAUUCAGUUUUUCUGGCCCUAAAGUUCAAACCCCUGAUGUGGAUGUGAAACUUAAGAAAUCUGAUAUUGAUAUUUCUGGACCAAAGGUGGAUGUGAGUGCUCCAGAUGUGGACAUUCAGGGGAAAGCAAAAGGAUCUAAAUUUAAAAUGCCUUUCCUAAGCAUUUCAUCACCUAAAGUGUCAAUGCCAGAUGUGGAGUUAAAUCUGAAAGGGCCUAAACUGAAAGGAGACCUAGAUGUUUCUGGCCCAAAGCUAGAAGGGGAUUUAAAAGGGCCUGAAGUUGACAUCAAAAGCCCCCAAAUAGACAUCAGUGCACCAGACAUUGAUAUUCAUGGCCCAGAGGGUAAACUCAAAAUGCCAAAAUUGAAAAUGCCUAAAUUUGGAAUGCCUGGGUUCAAAGGAGAGGGACCAGAUAUGGAUGUAAAACUUCCAAAAGGGGAGGUGGAUGUUUCAGGUCCCAAGAUAGACAUUGAUGCUCCAGAUUUGGAAAUUGAAGCUCCUGAUGGAAAACUGAAAGGCCCUAAAUUUAAGAUGCCUGAAAUGCAUUUCAAUGUUCCUAAAAUCUCCAUGCCAGACAUUGAUUUGAAUUUGAAAGGCCCUAAAUUGAAGGGAGAUGUGGAUGUUUCUGUACCAAAACUAGAAGGGGAUUUGAAAGGCCCUGAAGUUGAUAUAGAUGUCCCUGAUGUGGAGAUUGAAGGCCCAGACGGCAAGUGGAAAGGUCCCAAAUUUAAGAUGCCUGAUAUGCAUUUUAAAGCACCUAAAAUCUCCAUGCCAGAUUUUGAUUUGAAUCUGAAAGGACCUAAAGUGAAGGGGGAUGUAGAUGUUUCUGUACCAAAGCUAGAAGGGGAUUUGAAAGGGCCUGAGUUUGAUAUCAAAGGUCCCAAAGUGGACAUUGAUGCUCCAGAUCUUGAUAUUGAAGGUCCUGAAGGAAAAUGGAAAGCCCCCAAAUUUAAGAUGCCUGAAAUGAAUAUCAAGGCACCGAAAGUCUCAAUGCCUGACAUUGAUUUUAACCUCAAAGGCCCUAAACUGAAGGGAGACAUAGAUGUUUCUGGCCCUAAGAUGGAAGGAGAUUUGAAGGGGCCUGAAAUUGAUAUCAGAAGUCCCAAAGUGGAGAUUGGUGCACCAGACAUGGAUAUUCAAGGCCCAGAGGGUAAACUCAAAAUGCCUAAAUUCAAAAUGCCCAAAUUCGGAAUGCCUGGGUUCAAAGGAGAGGGACCAGAUGUGGAUGUAAGUCUUCCAAAGGGGGAAAUUGAUAUUUCAGGACCUAAAAUAGACAUUGAUGCUCCUGAUGUGGAGAUUGAAGGACCAGAAGGAAAAUGGAAAGGUCCAAAAUUUAAGAUGCCUGAAAUGAAUAUCAAGGCCCCUAAAAUCUCCAUGCCGGACAUUGAUUUGAAUUUGAAAGGCCCUAAAUUGAAGGGGGAUGUGGAUGUUUGUGUUCCAAAAUUAGAAGGUGAUUUGAAAGGUCCUGAAGUCGAUAUCAAAGGCCCUAAACUGGACAUAGAUGCCCCCGAUGUGGAGAUUGAAGGCCCAGAGGGAAAAUGGAAAGGUCCCAAAUUUAAAAUGCCCGACAUGCAUUUUAAAGCACCUAAAAUCUCCAUGCCAGACUUUGAUUUGAACCUGAGAGGCCCUAAAGUGAAGGGGGAUGUGGAUGUUUCCGUACCAGAUUUUGAAGGUGAUAUGAAAGGCCCAGAAGUUGAUAUUAAAGGCCCCAAAUUGGACAUAGAUGCUCCAGAUUUUGACAUUGAGGGUCCAGAGGGAAAGCUGAAAGGUCCUAAAUUUAAGAUGCCUGAGAUGCAUUUCAAUGUUCCUAAAAUCUCCAUGCCGGACAUUGAUUUGAAUUUGAAAGGCCCUAAAUUGAAGGGGGAUGUGGAUGUUUCUGUUCCAAAAUUAGAAGGGGAUUUGAAAGGCCCAGAAAUCGAUAUCAAAGGCCCUAAACUGGACAUAGACACCCCUGAUGUGGAGAUUGAAGGUCCAGAUGGGAAGUGGAAAGGCCCCAAAUUCAAGAUGCCUGACAUGCAUUUUAAAGCACCUAAAAUCUCCAUGCCAGACUUUGAUUUGAAUUUGAAGGGUCCUAAAAUCAAGGGAGAUGUGGAUGUUUCUGGCCCUAAACUGGAAGGGGAUUUGAAAGGUCCUGAGUUUGAUAUCAAAGGCCCCAAAGUUGACAUUGAUGCACCAGAUGUGGAUAUUCACGGCCCAGAGGGUAAACUCAAAAUGCCCAAAUUCAAAAUGCCCAAGUUUGGAAUGCCUGGGUUCAAAGGGGAGGGACUAGACAUGGAUGUAAGCCUUCCAAAAGGGGAGAUUGAUCUCUCAGGUCCAAAAGUAGGCAUUGAUGCUCCUGAUUUGGAUAUUGAAGGUCCAGAGGGAAAGCUGAAAGGUCCCAAAUUUAAGAUGCCUGAAAUGCAUUUCAAUGUUCCUAAAAUCUCCAUGCCAGACAUUGACUUUAAUUUGAAAGGCCCUAAAGUGAAGGGGGAUGUGGAUGUUUCUGUACCAAAAUUAGAAGGGGAUUUGAAAGGCCCAGAAGUUGAUAUCAAAGGCCCCAAACUGGACAUAGACGCCCCUGAUGUGGAGAUUGAAGGUCCAGAUGGGAAAUGGAAAGGCCCCAAAUUUAAGAUGCCCGACAUGCAUAUUAAGGCACCUAAAAUGUCAAUGCCUGAUGUGGAUUUCAAUCUUAAGGGCCCUAAGCUUAAAGGAGAUCUAGAUGUUUCUGGACCUAAGUUGGAAGGGGAUUUGAAAGGUCCUGAAUUUGAUAUCAAAGGUCCCAAAGUGGACAUUGAUGCACCAGACAUCGAUAUUCAUGGCCCAGAAGGAAAACUGAAAAUGCCCAAAAUGAAAUUUCCUAAAUUCAGCAUGCCUGGGUUCAAAGGGGAAGGGUCGGAUGUGAAUGUAAAUCUUCCAGAAGGAGGGGUUGAUAUUUCGGGUCCUAAGAUAGACAUUGAUGCCCCCAAUUUGGAUAUUGAAGGGCCUGAAGGGAAAUGGAAAGGUCCAAAAUUUAAGAUGCCUGAAAUGAAUAUCAAGGCACCUAAAAUCUCCAUGCCAGACAUUGAUUUAAACUUAAAAGGCCCUAAAAUUAAAGGAGACAUGGAUGUUUCUGUCCCUAAGAUAGAAGGUGAUUUAAAAGGUCCAGAGAUAGACAUUAAAUCCCCCAAAAUGUCUGUUGAUGUUCCUGAUCUUGACAUUGAUGGUCCAGAAGGAAAACUGAAAGGUCCUAAAUUUAAGAUGCCAGAAAUGCAUAUUAAAGCACCCAAAAUCUCCAUGCCAGAUUUUGACUUGAAUUUAAAGGGGUCUAAACUGAAGGGAGACAUGGAUGUUUCUGUUCCAAAAUUAGAAGGGAAUUUGAAAGGUCCUGAAAUUGACAUUAAAGGCCCCAAAUUGGACAUAGAUGCACCUGAUAUCAACAUUGAAGGGCCAGAAGGAAAACUGAAAAGUCCCAAAUUUAAGAUGCCUGAAAUGCACAUCAAGGCCCCUAAAAUCUCCAUGCCAGAUGUAGACCUGAAUCUAAAGGCACCUAAACUGAAAGGAGACAUAGAUCUUUCUGGUCCAAAAAUAGAGGGUGAUUUGAAAGGUCCCGAAUUUGAUAUCAAAGGUCCCAAAGUGGACAUUGAUGCACCAGACAUCGAUAUUCAUGGCCCUGAAGGAAAACUGAAAUUACCCAAAAUGAAGCUGCCUAAAUUCAGUACACCUGGGUUCAAAGGGGAAGGCCCGGAUGUGGAUGUAAGUCUUCCAAAGGGAGAGGUUGAUAUUUCAGGUCCUAAGAUAGAUAUUGGUGCUCCUGAUUUGAACAUUGAAGGUCCAGAAGGAAAACUGAAAGGGCCAAAAUUUAAGAUGCCUGAGAUGCAUUUUAAGACACCCAAAAUCUCAAUGCCAGACAUUGACUUAAAUUUGAAAGGUCAUAAAAUGAAGGGGGACUUUGAUGUUUCUGCUCCCAAGAUUGAGGGUAAUCUUAAAGGUCCUGAAGUUGAUAUCAAAGGCCCAGAAUUUGGGGUUAGAAGUCCUGAGCUUGAUGUUGAGUGUCCAGAUGUUACCACUGAGGGCCUUGAGGGAAAUGUUAAACUUCCCAAAUUUAAGAAACCAAAAUUUGGGUUUGGAAUUAAAAGUCCUAAGGCAGAAAUCAAAUCUCCUGAAGUGGAUAUUGCUGUCCCGGAAGGUGAACUGAAUGUGGAGUCUCCUGAUAUUGGCAUUUCUGGCAAAGGAAAAAAAAGCAAAUUUAAAAUGCCUAAACUUCAUAUGAGUGGCCCUAAAAUUAAAGGAAAGAAGGGUGGAUUUGAUAUGAGUCUACCCAGUGGUGAGAUUGAUGCAAAUUUGAAAUCUCCUGAUUUAGAUCUCAAUGUAACUGGCCCAGAGGCAACAAUAAAAGGAGAUAUUAAUGUCAAAUCCCCAAAAGGAAAGAAACCAAUGUUUGGGAAAAUCUCUUUUCCAGAUGUUGAGUUUGAUAUUAAAUCACCUAAGUUCAAAGCUGAUGCUUCUGUGACAGUUCCUAAAAUGGAAGGAGAAUUUAAAGCACCCGAUUUGGAGGUUUCCACACCAGGUAUCAAAGGUGAUAUAAAGUCAUCAGGUCUUGACAUUACAGCCCCCAGUAUCAGCGCAAAUCUUCCUGAUGUUAACAUUGGAGGUCCUGAUAUCAAUCUUAAGAAACCUAAGGUCAAACUUCCAAGUGGAAAUAUUGAUAUAGCUGGUCCAAAAAUGGAAGGUGAUCUGAGAAUCCCAGGUAUUGACACAAACAUUAAUGCCCCUGACAUCAAACUUAAAGGACCUACAGUGAAUCUGCCUUCAGUGGACAUUUCUGCUCCUUCAUUCUCUGCAUCUGAUCUUGAUAUUAACUUGAAAGGACCAAAAGUAAAAGGUGAUGUCAGUCUUCCCACAGCAGACCUGGAAGGUCCAGAAGGAAAACUAAAAUUCCCCAAGUUCUCACUGCCCAAGAUAGGGAAACCAGGUCUGAAUUUAGAAGGAGCUGAUAUGCAACUCCCCUCAGCAAGCGUGGAUGUAUCAGCUCCAAGAAUUGAAGGAGGUGUGAGUGUUCCUGCAACUGAAGGAGUAGAUGCAAAACUGAAGGGACCUAAGGUGACUAUGCCAUCAGUAAACCUUUCAAUGCCCCAAGUCUCUGGACCUGAUUUUGAUGUAAAUUUGAAAGGACCAAAACUAAAAGGAGACCUGGAUGUUUCUAGUGACCUUAAAGGUCCAAAGGUGGACAUACAUGCACCAGAUGUUGAUAUGAAAGGCUUUGGAGGAAAGUUUAAAAUGCCCAAAUUUAAAUCUCCAACUUUGGAGGGACCUCAAGCAGAUCUGAACAUGAAAGGGGACAUUGGAUUUUCUGCCCCACAAAUUGAGGGGGGCAUGAAAGCACCAGGUAUGGAUGUACAUCUCAGUGCCCCAGACCUUGAUAUCAAAGGGCCUACAGUGAAAAUGCCAUCGGUAGGUAUUUCUGCCCCAGAUUUUGAUGUAAAUUUGAAAGGACCAAAGUUAAAAGGAGAUUUUGAUCUUUCUGGUGGCAUUAAAUCCCCAAAAGUGGCUGUAGAUGCGCCAGAUGUUAACUUGGAAGGUCCAGGAGGUGCAAUUAAACUUCCUUCACUGAAGCUCCCCCAAUUUGGCAUUUCUAGUCCUCAUGUUGAGGGGUCUAACAUGGGUGUGAGUAUUGAAGGACCACAAAUUAAAGGAGACCUUACUGGCUCAGGGAUUGAUGGAGAAUUGAAAGGGCCUACAUUUAAAAUGCAACCACUUCAAGUUUCAGCUCCAAAAAUCUCUGCACCUGACAUUGACUUAAACUUAAAAGGACCAAACCUAAAGGGUGAUAUUAAUAGUGCUGGUGAUGUUAAAGGCCCAAAAGUUGGAGUGGAAGUACCAGAUAUCAGCAUCAAAAGUGGAAAUCUUCAAAUGCCUUCAGUUAAACUGCCCAAAUGUGACAUUUCAGGUUCCCAAGGCAUGAAGAUUUCUGGGGUGGGUAUUGCAGCUGAUGCUCCUGAUGUCAGUUUAACAGGUCCUGCCUUCAGUGUAUCAACACCAAAAGUUUCUGGGUCAGAUUUUGAUGUAAAUUUGAAAGAACCUAAAAUCAAAGGAGGUUUCGGCAUUUCUGGAGACAUGAAAGCUCCUGAUGUAAAUGUUGGGGCACCACACUUGGGCAUUCAGCAUUCAGGUGGUGAAUUCAAAGGGCCACAGCUUUCAUCUUCUGGCUUUGAUGUAGAAAUGAAUGUGCCAAAUGUUGCAGGGGGUCUUCAUGUUUCUGGACCAAAGAUAGAGGGUGGUUUGAAAGGUCCCAAGGUAGGAAUCAAAGGUCCUGGCAUAGAUAUGAAUUUUCCACAAAGUAACUUAGAAAGUGCAUCAGGAAAAGUGACAUUCCCCAGGAUGAAAUUGCCUAAAUUUGUGUCUUCAGGGCAUGAGGUAACAGGAAGAGAAGUAGGGGUUGAUGUUAACUUCCCUCAGCCAGAUGCCAGUCUCCAGGCUGGUGCAGUGGAGGCUGAGUUUGAAGAGCCAGAUGUCAAACUUAAGAAAUCUAAAAUUAAGAUGCCAAAGUUUAAUUUUUCAAAACCUAAAGGCAAAGGCACCAGUGUUGGCUCACCAGAAGCCUCAGUGUCCAUUUCAGGAUCUAAAGGAGAUUUAAAAAGUUCCAAGGCAAGUUUAGGUUCUAUGGAGGGUGAACUGGGGGGAGGGGAAGCUGCUGCCACUUCACCUAAAGGGAAGUUUUCAUUAUUUAAAAGCAAAAAGCCACGUCAUCGGUCAUCUUCCUUUAGCGAUGAACAUUCCUCCCAGUCAACCCCCACUGGCACCUUGGAGUUUGAGUGCAGCUCAGGAGCAGAGAAAGAAAAGCAGGCCAAGAUGAAAUUUGGAACGUUUGGAGGGAUAGGGUCAAAAACUAAAGGUUCUUAUGAGGUAACUGGAAGUGACGAUGAAGCAGGAAAGAUGCCAGGGAGUGGGGUCUCAUUAACGUCCAAGAAAUCCCGCCUGUCUUCCUCUUCGAGUAAUGACAGCGGGACAAAGGGAGGGUUCCGAGUGCCAGUGGUAGAACUGACCGUUGCCAAAAAGAAAGAGUAAAGCGUCCGUGUAUAUAUGUCUGUGUAUGUAUAUAUAUAUAUCUUCUGUGUGUUUGUAUAUAAAUUUCAUAGCUUGAAAUAUUUUCAACCUCAGCAAUAAAAUGAAUGGUGCCUAGUGAAAUGUUAGAUGUCAUGUUGCCUACUCAAAAAAGAGGAGAGUUUAAAAGCAAGUGACCCUGGAGCUGUACCACAGUUCAUCUGAUGUAUUUGAAAGUUUCUUUGUGUUCAUGAUCUUUGGUUUGCGCGUUAAAUGCUGAGAGCUUAAGUUUACUAGCAAGCUAUUUUGAUAUCCUUUUCAUUUUACUGGAUAUUUUCAGUGUCGGUUUAUGGAAAUAAUGUUUCCAUUUUAAUUACCUUUUGGCUUUUAUUUGCAGGGCUUACAUUUCUAUAAUGAGAAUGGAUAUAUUGAAAACACUGUAAAAUAUAUAGAUACAACUGAAAUAUGUCACUUUCCCUUGUAAUGUGGGGUUUAAAAUGACACGGAGUGUUUAUCACAGAAAGCUGUGGUUUAUAUUAGCUUUGAUAGUUGUGGUGGUAAGAAAAGUACCCCCAGUUUAAUUUAAGACUAGAGAAUCUGGGUUGCUUAUGAUAAAUGUCAUGAAGAAAAACAGAAUUUACCAAUAAACGACUAACCUGUUUUGGGUUGGAUUCGACUGACACCAUCUUAGUUGUCUCCGUAUAUUUGUUUCAUUAUUUGUAUUAUAAGAGAGGACUUUUCUUAGUUAUGGUGCAAAAAUCUGUGACUGCCACUUUUCUGAUAUUUGUUAUAGUUUCUGUUAACAAAUGUAUCUUGAUUUAAAAAAAAAAUCUUUCAGCACUUUAAUGGCAAAUGAAUUGAGAAUGUAAGAAGAUUGAUCUUGUAAAAUGCAAAUAAACUGUUUAUUAACCUUG
Chrysemys picta bellii (western painted turtle) is the source of this 17959-nucleotide messenger RNA. The record is from RefSeq and is a predicted model, not a curated record. Lineage: Eukaryota; Metazoa; Chordata; Testudines; Emydidae.